Trametes versicolor FP-101664 SS1 is the source of this 303-nucleotide messenger RNA. RefSeq lists its product as uncharacterized. The record is from RefSeq and is a predicted model, not a curated record. Lineage: Eukaryota; Fungi; Basidiomycota; Agaricomycetes; Polyporales; Polyporaceae. The transcript is spliced from 3 exons. The annotation marks the transcript as partial.
GUUGACGGUAUCGCGAUCACGUACAACCUCACCAGCGGCGACAAUGCGACCCUUGACCACGGAAGUCAGUUCAGCGGCGCGACCACCGUCAACUUCAGCACUACCGAAAUCCUCAUCAAUGUCUUCGGCCGCGCCGGGUACCAGAGCUACUACAAGCGCGAGAUGGUCAACAACAUCGGCUUCGUCAUCUUCGACACCGCCAAGGGAACCACCCGCACUGUCGGCCCGUUCGGCAACAGCAACGGGGCGACCGAGGGCAAGCCGUUCACCUGCUCGGAUGUGAUCGCAUUCGGCGGUUUCGCU